AUGGACCAACCGCAAGGCCAAGUCCUGGGUGCCGAGAAACCAAAGGCAAAUACAGAAGUCAACAAUCCUUCCAUCGAAAUCGAGUUGAGCGGUAUGCAGGACGCGGUGAUCGACACGAAUUCUGGCCCGGCAUCAGCAGAGCAAAGUGAAACACGGGAAGAUGCCAUUCUCCCCGAUGCGCAAUGUGAGAUAGAACCUCCAACCCCCGCAAACAAGAAUGCUGGUUCCAAUUUUAUGCUCUACAAUAGUCGCUGGAGAGACUGUUCUGAAGGUGCAUCGAAAUUUCAUCCUGGAUUCGCCCUUGAGGCAUUCGUGAAUGAGUUUGAUGCAUCGGGCCCAAACGCCGAAGCUCUUGGAUGCUUUUUGCAGUUCCAGUACACCCGCGAUUACACCGUACCGCAAGCCGAGACUCCGUCGGAAGGAACAGAUUCAAGUGGUCGACAGCUCCGACAAUACGCGCGAAUUUACACACUGGCGGAGAAACUGGGGUUGCCUGCGCUGAAAUGCUUGGCGCAUACCAAAAUUCACGGACUCAAGGGCACUCCGAGCGACGAGCUGGUCUACGCCCGCUAUAUCUACACCUACACUCCUAAGAACGACACCACGAUACGCGGACCCAUCGCGUCGUUCUGGGCCUCCUGCGGCCAUGUUUUGCGGUAUGAAGUUGAGGAAGGAUGGAAGAAACUCUGUUUCGAGAUGCCCGAGUUUACAUACGACGUAGUGACUGUCGUUCUGGACCAUCCGAGGACGGAGAAGGAGAAAGAGAAGACCGGUCAGUUGGAGGCAGAAUCGAGUGGCAGAGGUAGUGCUAGGAAACAUCCCCGAAGUGGCGUCUAA
Messenger RNA from Penicillium atrosanguineum, 837 nucleotides. RefSeq lists its product as uncharacterized. The transcript has 3 exons. The record is from RefSeq and is a predicted model, not a curated record. Bases 1 to 837 code for a protein of 278 amino acids. NCBI's taxonomy places the organism in Eukaryota, Fungi, Ascomycota, Eurotiomycetes, Eurotiales, Aspergillaceae.